AUGAGCGAUCUUCUAAGACUGGUGGACGACAAAGUCCUGACUAAUACCGAAGUCCAACCCCCAACCCAAUGGACAAAUGACUACGACGAAAUGGGCGGUGACGAACAAUGGGGCCCGGAAGGCAAUGUCCUGCGAAUGAUCACAGUCUUCGGCAUUGAGGGUGAAGUCAAGCCUCUUUUUGCGAUGGAUCCUGAGGCCGGGGAGGCCUUGUCUCUUUUUCAGGUUGGGGAUGGGGCAUUUUAUUUCUUUAAUAUCGAGGAUUCGUCGAUUUUUAAGAUUACCAGUCAUUCGGAUUUGAAGGGUAUUGUUGAGACUAUUGAUGGGAGGGGGCUGGCUGGACUUAGGGUUGAAGCGUUAUAG
Messenger RNA from Penicillium antarcticum, 360 nucleotides. RefSeq lists its product as uncharacterized. The record is from RefSeq and is a predicted model, not a curated record. Bases 1 to 360 code for a protein of 119 amino acids. The transcript is spliced from 2 exons. NCBI's taxonomy places the organism in Eukaryota, Fungi, Ascomycota, Eurotiomycetes, Eurotiales, Aspergillaceae.